Ricinus communis (castor bean) is the source of this 3299-nucleotide messenger RNA. Its product is annotated as putative inactive cadmium/zinc-transporting ATPase HMA3. Gene Ontology annotation, molecular function: metal ion binding; ATP binding; ATP hydrolysis activity. The coding region runs from base 205 to 3072 and encodes 955 amino acids. Gene Ontology annotation, cellular component: membrane. The record is from RefSeq and is a predicted model, not a curated record. The transcript is spliced from 10 exons. NCBI's taxonomy places the organism in Eukaryota, Viridiplantae, Streptophyta, Magnoliopsida, Malpighiales, Euphorbiaceae. Gene Ontology annotation, biological process: monoatomic cation transport.
UGAAGAAAGAAAUUACAAGAAGAAACGGGAAGAAGCGGGAAGAAGGUAAAGAGAGGCAGGAAGAAGAAGAGAAGGGCUUAUGAAAAAUCUGGUGAAGGUUUUAGAGCUAUUGGUCUUAAUUUUUUUUGGUUUGCUCUCAAGAUCUUGUGUAGAUUCUGAUAAGAUAUUGAGAAAAAAUAAAAAAUAAAAAGAACAGAAAAGGAAAUGGCUGCUCAGGAUAAAAACAAGGCAGCUAAAAAGCAUCAGAAAAGCUACUUUGAUGUGUUGGGACUGUGCUGCUCUUCUGAAGUUCCUUUAAUUGAGAAUAUCCUCAAGUCUCUUGAUGGUGUUAAAGAGUAUUCAGUAAUUGUCCCAACAAGAACAGUCAUUGUUGUCCAUGAUAAUCUCCUCAUUUCCCAGCUUCAAAUUGUUAAGGCCCUAAAUCAAGCAAGACUAGAAGCAAAUGUUAGAGUUAAAGGGGAUACAAGUCACCAGAAGAAAUGGCCAAGCCCAUUUGCUGUAGCCAGUGGAGUAUUACUUCUCCUGUCACUGUUGAAGUUUGUCUAUCAUCCUUUACAUUGGCUGGCCUUAGGAGCGGUGGCCAUUGGCAUCUUUCCCAUCUUGAUGAAAGCUGUUGCAUCCUUGAGAAACUUUAGGCUUGAUACCAACAUUCUUGUUCUUAUUGCAGUCGUGGGAACAAUUGUUCUGAAAGAAUAUGUUGAAGCAGGAUUCAUUGUUUUUCUGUUCACAAUUGCAGAAUGGCUCGAGUCUAGGGCGGGCCACAAGGCCAAUGCUGUAAUGUCAUCAUUGAUGAGCAUAACUCCUCAGAAAGCGAUCAUAGCUGCGACUGGGGAAGAAGUGGAUGCUGAUGAAGUCAAGUUAAACACAGUUCUUGCAGUCAAGGCUGGUGAAGUUAUACCAAUUGAUGGAAUUGUUGUAGAUGGCAACUGUGAAGUGGAUGAGAAAACCUUAACUGGGGAGUCAUUUCCAGUUCCUAAACAAAAGGACUCAACUGUAUGGGCUGGUACCAUCAACCUUAAUGGUUAUAUUAAUGUCCAAACUACAGCUCUAGCUGAAGAUUGUGUAGUGGCUAAAAUGGCAAAGCUAGUGGAAGAAGCUCAGAACAGCAAGUCUAGUGCUCAACGAUUCAUAGACAAAUGUGCUCAGUAUUAUACUCCAGCGGUUAUAAUUAUAUCGGUUAGCUUAGUAGUUGUUCCUCUGGCACUGAGAGUUCACAAUCGCAAUCGCUGGUUUCGCUUGGCAUUGGUGGUUUUAGUAAGUGCAUGCCCAUGUGCUCUUAUUCUCUCCACGCCUGUUGCAACUUUCUGCGCCCUUACUAAGGCUGCAACAUCUGGUGUUUUAAUCAAAGGAGGCGAUUCUCUUGAAACACUUGCCAAGAUUAAGGUAAUGGCUUUUGACAAGACUGGUACUAUAACAAAAGGUGAAUUUGUCGUGGUAGAUUUCGGCUCUCUUUGUGAAGAUAUUAGCUUAGAUACAUUGGUUUACUGGGUAUCGAGCAUUGAGAGCAAGUCAAGUCAUCCAAUGGCAGCUGCACUUGUUGACUAUGCGAAGAGUCUUUCAAUAGAGCCAAAUCCUGAGAAUGUGGUGGAAUUUCAGAAUUUUCCUGGAGAAGGAAUUCAUGGAAAAAUUGAUGGGAAAGAAAUAUACAUCGGAAACAAAAAGAUUGGCCUCAGAGCUGGAUAUGGAACCGGUAAAAUUCCGACGCUUGAAACAGAAAUGAAGGGAGGAAAAACAGUUGGAUAUGUGUACUCGGGGGGCACACCUAUUGGGAUUUUCAGCCUCUCUGAUGCCUGCAGGACUGGUGUUGCAGAGGCAGUCACAAAGCUGAAGUCAAUGGGCGUUAAAACUGCUAUGCUAACAGGAGAUAGCCAAGCAGCAGCAAUGCAUGCCCAGGAACAGCUAGGACAUGCUCUUGAGGUAGUCAAAGCAGAACUCCUACCGGAGGACAAGGCGAGAAUUAUCGAAGAAUUUAAGAAGGAAGGGACAACAGCAAUGAUUGGAGACGGCGUGAAUGAUGCACCUGCAUUGGCUACAGCUGACAUUGGUAUCUCGAUGGGAAUUUCAGGUUCAGCACUAGCAACAGAGACGGGGGAUGUAAUUCUUAUGUCAAAUGACAUUAGGAAAAUACCCGACGUCAUCAGUCUUGCGAGAAAAGCUCAUAGGAAAGUAAUUGAGAAUGUCAUUUUGUCAAUGUCCACCAAGUCUGCUAUCCUUGCCUUGGCAUUCGCUGGUCACCCGCUUGUUUGGGCAGCUGUUCUUGCCGAUGUCGGCACAUGCUUGCUCGUGAUAUUUAACAGCAUGCUGCUUCUGCGAGGAACACAUAAACAUGGAGGGAAAUGCUGCAAGUCAUCAUCAGCUACAGCAAAUACCAGCAAACGCGAUAAUAAUUCUUCUGAACAUCACCAUCAUUGUUGCUCUGACAGAAAAGUUGAAACUUCGUGCAAUUCUCAUGAAUCUCGAAGCUGUGCUUCAAGAUGUCAGGCAAGUGAUUCAAGUGUGAAACCAUCAUGCGGGGAAGUUCACAAGUGCGCACACUCAGCCGAUAGUCAUGACGGAAGGAAGCAUUGUCAGCAUGAUACUAGUUCCCACGUUGUCGACUUAGAGGCGAACAAUCCGCACAAACAUUCUUGUGAUAAAGUUUCUACUAAUUGUAUCUCUAACCAUUCAGACCAUUCUAUUCAUACCGAGGAAGCAACGCAAAAGAUGACCAAAGCCGACGAUCAUUGCCACUCUAAUCACUGUGAAAAGAACCAUGUUAACAUCCACAUUGAGGAUGAUUCUUCAGAAGACAUUGUUGAAUCAGGUGUCAAUCAUAGGCCUCACCAUCAAGAGCUACACCAUGGUAUCAAGAAGUGCUGUGGUGGCCAUAAAAGCAACCCAGGUUGCUCGUCUGUCAAUGAUAUCCAUCAGGAUUUGAGCAACACUGGAGCAACAAUAAUGCAUUGCAUGAGCCUGGAGAAGAGAGAAACUGGGGGCUGCUGCAAGAGCUAUAUGAAGGAAUGCUGUGGCAAGCACGGACAGUUUGGAACUGGUGGUUUUGGUGGAGGGUUGCCAGAAAUCAUCACUGAAUAGGGGAAGAAGAUAGCUAAUUUUCAAAGAAAGAUCAAGAUCCAUAGAUUGUUAUUUUUAGCUAUUAAGAAGUUUAGAAAAUUUUGGUGGCAUGCAAAAUGGGAUUGGCCGACAAUAUAUAAAUCACUAUGAAUAAAAUGAAGAUCCGUAUUGUAAUAGUAGCAAAUAAGUGUAUGUAUGUAUAUAUUUUUAUGUUAAUAUCAUGAAACAACAUAUCCCAGUCAUUGGAA